CCUCAUCCGAUGUCAAUGAUGCCGGGCCAGCAACCUCUGAUGGUAAAUCGACCCCAAAUGCAUCCGUCCAUGUCCAUGAAUUCCCCCAACAUGCCUGUGCCACCGCCACCUGGGUCUCAAUUUACACAUUUGUCUGCUCCCCGGCCUUUUGUUCCCCUUUCCAUGUCUCAGCCUGGCCUGCCUAUGGUCCCACCACCAUCCAUGCCUCAGGGAAUGCCACCACCUCCACCUGAGGAAGCUCCUCCACCACUUCCUGAAGAACCAGAACCAAAAAGACAGAAACUUGAUGAUGCUCUGCUUGUUCCCGAGGAUCAAUUUUUAGCUCAACAUUCGGGACCUGCUCGUAUCAACGUGUCUGUGCCCAAUCAUGAUGAAGGCAAUAUGAAAGGGCAGGUGCUGGAGAUUCUUGUGCAGUCGCUGUCUGAAACUGUCAGCAGCUUGAAAGAGAAAAUAGCUGGUGAGAUUCAACUUCCGGCUAACAAACAGAAACUGAGUGGAAGGCCUGGUUUUCUCAAGGACAAUUUGUCGCUCGCAUAUUAUAACGUUGCACCCGGAGAAACACUUCAACUCUCUCUCAGAGAGCGUGGAGGAAGAAAGAGAUGAGAAGCUUAACAUUGGCCAAAGCCUUGAAACGCUUUAUUUUCCUAUUUGGAUCUGUUACUUCUCCUAAGAAGCAUUGUCCUGUCAUUGUCUCACCAAAAUUAUUUUUUGUGAUGUUUAGAGCUUCCUUUGAAAUUGCUUAUUGAGUGAUGAGGAGAGUAAGUUGUCUUUUCUUAGUUCGGAAUAUCUGUAUAUACAUAUCCUAUAAACUCUAGGAGAAACACAGUAAACAGGAAUGGCCUUCAAUUUACCCAUUCGAAGAUGAAAAUGUUCCUCCCAUCAAAAUCUGCACCUUUGAAAGCUCAUCAUCUAUAAAAGCUGAAAAUGAUUUCAGUGUAAA
Messenger RNA from Coffea eugenioides, 940 nucleotides. Its product is annotated as probable splicing factor 3A subunit 1. The record is from RefSeq and is a predicted model, not a curated record. Gene Ontology annotation, molecular function: RNA binding; protein binding. Gene Ontology annotation, biological process: regulation of alternative mRNA splicing, via spliceosome; mRNA cis splicing, via spliceosome. The transcript has 2 exons. Lineage: Eukaryota; Viridiplantae; Streptophyta; Magnoliopsida; Gentianales; Rubiaceae. Bases 10 to 603 code for a protein of 197 amino acids. Gene Ontology annotation, cellular component: catalytic step 2 spliceosome; U2-type prespliceosome; U2 snRNP.